Molecule: messenger RNA, 3150 nt
Organism: Python bivittatus (Burmese python)
Lineage: Eukaryota; Metazoa; Chordata; Lepidosauria; Squamata; Pythonidae
Source: RefSeq, a predicted model, not a curated record
GUUGUCCAGUUAAGGAAGCGUGGGCAGUUAAUAUGUACUUCACCACCAAAGUUGCAUCGUACAGCGCCCCAAGAGCAAUGAUUGGUUAGUAUCUUACCCAGGCAAGAGUUUAAAUUUCAGAAGGUUCAAAGGUGACAGGGAAAAUUUCCACCAGACUUGCUGCAGUGUUUUGAGAUCUCAGAAGUAGUGCCUUUCUUGGAAGUCAAGCCUGUUUCUAAGGUCAGGCUGUGCCUGUCAGUGAGGAUGGAGAAAACAAUUGUGUUUCUUUGCAUUGUUGUAACCGCCUGGGCACUCCCGCUCCUUCACAAUGAACAAAGGAAUAUUAGUAGCACUGGGGACAAUCAGGAUACAUCAAAUGCAGGUCAUAAUGGCAAUGCUGCAGAGAAUGUCAAGGUUUUAUUCAACAACCAAAGAUAUCCUGGUGGAAAUAUUAAUUGUGUUAAUGGAAGGAGUAUUGCCCCUGGCCAUGAAGAAUGUGAAAGAGAAGAAUCUACUACAAAUGCAGAGAGAGUUGAUGGAACUGCUAAUUUUGUUAAUGUCAGUGAAAAUGAAAAUGAAAGACCUGAAGGUAAUCCAAGAACAAAUGGAAACAGAGAAGAUAUGCCUGCAGAGGAAAAUGCUACUGAAAGAGAAAGACAUAGGGAUACUUUAGAAGGUGAAUAUUUCAAUGAUUCCAGUUAUGGAAUUGGGGAAGAGAAUAUUAAUUAUAGAACACAAACAGAACUUUCUGAGAGUGAUCCAAAUUAUAAGAAGCAUGGCAUUAAAGAUCAAACCAAUAUCAGCAAUCAGACUGGAGAAGAGUUCAGAGGCAGUAGAGGAAUCCAGGGCAAUCACAUUCAAAGCUUACCUGACAUGGAUGGACAUAGAUAUGCAAUUAAUGGGCCUGGAGAUGGCACAAUAAAUAUAUUGAUAGGAAGAAAGCAUGGGGAAAGUAUACCCUGGGCAAACACUGAUGAAGGUGGGAGUGGUAAUGAUGGAGAUCCCAAUGAAGAAGGUUCCAGUGAUGACUGGGGAAAUGGAACCUCAGAAGGUACAACAAACCUUGGAGAAAAUGAGAGGGAAAGCCAUAGUAAUGGGAACAAUACUCAGGCUUGUGUUAAUGGUACAAAAAUAAACACUCCAAACAAGGAAGGAGAGGGUGAUGCAGGCAAUGUGGAUGAUUCACUCAACACUGGUAAUGAAGAGGGUUUUCAAGGUCGUGGUGAUGUGAGCCCUGAAAAAAAGCAUGUGACAUGCUUUGAAAAGAAAAGAAAUGAUGUUCUGGGCUCAAAUGGCAAUGCUAAGGACACAGAAAAUAACACUGCAGCUGUAAAUAAUAGCGCCACAAGUGGUGGUAAUACAAAUGAUAAUGGUAGGGAUAUGCUCAACAAUGGAACCUCCUCUCAAGAUACCAUCCAGACUAUGCACAGAGGUGAUGGGGAAGGCAGCAGUGGUCAUGAGGACACCAGUGAAAAUGAGAGCAACAGUGUGUAUAGCUUCAGUGAUGAAUCAAUGCAAGGGGAUGAACCCAGCGAAAGCCAAGAUUCUGAAGGCUCAGAAAACAGCAGCCAGCAAGAUCUCCCCAGCCAGGCAAGUAGUGGGGAAGAACCGGAAAGCACAUCUUUAGGAGAGGAAGAGGAGCAAAGUAGUAAUGCCAGCAGUGAGCAGUCAGAGAGCAAAAGUGAAGACAGUGACAGCCAGCAGGAAAGUAAUGAAAGUAGCAGUCAGCCAGGCAGCGAUGACAGUGAGAAUGGUGGCCCAUCUGUCAGCAGUGAAAGUGACAGUCAACCAGACAGCAGCCAAAGCCAGUCCGAGAGCAGCAGUGAGAGUGACAAUGACUCCAAGAGCAGCAGUGAGAGCGAGAGUGACUCCAAGAGCAGCAGUGAGAGCGAGAGUGUAUCCAAGAGCAGCAGUGAGAGUGACAGUGACUCCAAGAGCAGCAGUGAGAGCGAGAGUGACUCCAAGAGCAGCAGUGAGAGCGACAGUGACUCCAAGAGCAGCAGUGAGAGCGAGAGUGACUCCAAGAGCAGCAGUGAGAGUGACAGUGACUCCAAGAGCAGCAGUGAGAGCGAUAGCAGUAGCAGCAGUGAGAGCGACAGUGACUCCAAGAGCAGCAGUGAGAGCGAUAGCAGUAGCAGCAGUGAGAGCGACAGUGACUCCAAGAGCAGCAGUGAGAGCGAUAGCAGUAGCAGCAGUGAGAGCAACAGUAGUAGCAGUGAGAGUGAUAGCAGCAGCAGCAGUGAGAGUGACAGCAAAUCUGACAGCAGCAGUGAAAGUGAUAGCAGCAGCAGCAGCGAGAGCGAUUCUGAGAGUAGCAGUGAGAAUGAUGGUAACCCUCAAGCAGGCAGCAGUGAAAAUGACAGCCAGUCCGACAGUGACAAUGAGAGUGAUUCAGCAAGCCAGUCCAGCAGUGACAGUGCUGCAGAUACAACGGAGAAUUCAAACGAAACUGAAUCGGAAGCAAGCGAGGAUGAUAGCAGCAGUGCUCAGCCAGACAGUGCAGGCUCUAAAAGUGAGUCUGUAAGUGAAGGAAGUGACAGCAAUGAUUUAACCAGUGAUUACUGACCAAAAGAGAAGAACGAUCAAAUGACAAUAUUUUACAGCAAUGGGAACUAUUGUGAUGGCAGAGGGGGGAAAAAAACCCGAAGCCAAUUUGUAGAAGCCAAGUCUAUAGUCCUAAACCUGGUUAUCUGAAAGCUUUUCUAAAAAUCCAUCAGACUUCAGAGGAAGUGCAGUUAACGCAAAUUAGAGAGAUAUUAAGAGAAAACCAUGUCAAGUUCUGAUAGACAUGAGUCAACAAUGCUCAGAGCUCUUGUUUCUAAGUACAGCCACUUUGCUUGCAAUGAAUUAUGUAGCUUCACCGAGUGGAAUUUUGAUUGUCAGUAAAUAGAAAAUAAAAUUAAACCUCCAGUUCAAGUCUUCAUAUUACAUGUCUGCUCAUAAAAGGGUGGGGUUAAUUUACAUAAGAACAUUCAUUACUUGAUUGCAACGUGAAGUGAUGGCUUGCAAGUGUGAAUGAGCCUUUACUGAUAUAUCUCCUGUGAACAAUCCAGUGUGGAUCUGUGAACAAUUUCCAUGGAUCUGAUUUGUUUACUUGUUUAGUAUUAUGGCUCCAACAUCACAUGUUUAACUCCACAUAUACCCCGUGUAAACUAUAAAAUAAAUUAUUAU